AUGCUCACUCUCUGGCUCGUGCCGAUGCUCACUCUCUGGCUCGUGCCGCUGCUCACUCUCUGGCCCAUUGGGGGCCACCAACAACAACAUCACAUUUGCACACUCGGUUGUGACCAGGACAUUUGCCUUCGCACCUUUGGUACUGUCCCUUUCACCGAAGAUUUAGCUGAUCAUUCGGCGUGUCGUAUUCCCACCGAGCUCUCUAUUGACAGUUGGAAGGGCAAGAUGGUCGUGCUCUUCUCAGUACCUGGUGCUUUCACCAUAUGUAUUCCCAAGCCAACUUGUCACAUUAACCACCUCCCGCCUUACAUUGCCAACUACGACAAGUUCACUGUCAAUGUCAUCGUUAUUGUCGCUGCCAAUGAUCCGUUCGUCAUGAGCGGAUGGGGAUGUGUUGAGGGACUGACAGGCAAGGCUUGGCUUGUUCUGUUCUCUGCACACUACAUCACGUCUGUAUUCCUACCGCGUGUGGUCGCACGUGUCUUGGAACAGUGA
Molecule: messenger RNA, 495 nt
Organism: Suillus fuscotomentosus
Lineage: Eukaryota; Fungi; Basidiomycota; Agaricomycetes; Boletales; Suillaceae
Exons: 8
Coding region: 1-495 (164 amino acids)
Biological process (GO): cellular response to oxidative stress; hydrogen peroxide catabolic process; cell redox homeostasis
Cellular component (GO): mitochondrion; cytoplasm; peroxisome
Molecular function (GO): thioredoxin peroxidase activity
Source: RefSeq, a predicted model, not a curated record